CAUCCUGGAUGCCGGUCCUCACUCUCACCACAGCGGGCUUUCUUUGAGGCCAGGACUGGGUGAUGGUGUCACUCCUCCCGCCGCAGUCUGACGUCACGCUGCCCAGCCCGGCCAGACUGGAGGGCGAGCCCCAAGGGGACCUCAUGCAGGCACCGGGCCUCCCAGGCUCCCCUGCCCCACAGAGUAAGCAUGCCGGCUUCAGCUGCUCAUCAUUUGUGCCUGACAGACCCCCAGAAAGGGCUUCCUCACUGCCCCCACAAAGUCCCAGCGUCGCAUCACCAGGUCCCGAGCAAGUCCACUGCCCAGCCGGCCCAGGUCCGGGCCCCUUCCGGCUCUCACCCUCAGACAAGUACCCCAGCUUCAGCUUUGAGGAGAGCCCAGCAAGCAGCCCUGGGCGCUUCCUCAAGGGCAGCCAUGUGCCUUUCCACCCAUACAAGCGGCAUUUCCAUGAGGACGUCUUUCCUGAGGCUCAGACUGCCCUGGCCCUCGAUGGACACUCCUUUAAGACCCCAGGGGUGCUGGAGACCUUCGAGGAGAUCCCCGUGGAUGUGGGGGAAACCGAGGCCUUCCUGCCUGGCUUCUCAGCAGAGACCUGGUGCAAUGGGCUCCCCUACCCCAGCCAGGAGCACAGCCCCCAAGUCCUGGGUUCGGAAGUCAAAGUCAAGCCCCCAGCUCUGGAGAGUGGCCCUGGGCUGUACUGCUACCAGCCCCCUUUGCAGCACAUGUACUGUCCCUCCCAGCCCCCCUUCCACCAGUACUCACCAGGUGGCAGCGGCUACCCUGUACCCUACUUGGGUUCUGCACACUAUCCGUACCAGCGGAUCGCACCACAGGCCAACACUGAUGGGCACCAGCCUCUCUUCCCCAAACCCAUCUAUUCCUACAGCAUCCUCAUCUUCAUGGCCCUUAAGAACAGUAAAACGGGGAGCCUUCCAGUCAGCGAGAUCUACAAUUUUAUGACGGAGCACUUCCCUUACUUCAAGACGGCACCUGAUGGCUGGAAGAAUUCUGUCCGCCACAACCUCUCUCUCAACAAGUGCUUCGAGAAAGUGGAGAACAAAUCAGGAAGUUCCUCUCGCAAAGGCUGCCUGUGGGCCCUCAAUCCGGCCAAGAUCGACAAAAUGCAGGAGGAGCUGCAGAAGUGGAAGAGGAAAGACCCCAUUGCUGUGCGCAAGAGCAUGGCCAAGCCGGAAGAGCUGGACAGCCUCAUUGGAGACAAGAGGGAGAAGCUGGGCUCCCCACUUCUGGGACCCCCUGGGCUGGCAGGCUCAGGCCCCAUCCGGCCUCUGGCACCUCCAGCUGGGCUCUCCCAGCCGCUGCACUCGAUCCACCCAGCUCCAGGCCCCAUUCCUGGCAAGAACACCCUGCAGGACCUUCUUGGGGGACACACGCCCUCUUGCUAUGGGCAGACAUAUUCACACCUCUCACAGGGCCUGGCCCCUCCUGGACCUCCCCAGCCGUUGUUCCCGCAGCCAGACGGGCACCUUGAGCUGCGGGCCCAGCCGGGUACCCCCCAGGACUCACCUCUGCCUGCCCACACCCCACCCAGCCACAGUGCCAAGCUGCUGGCUGAGCCUUCCCCAGCCAGGACCAUGCAUGACUCUCUGCUGCCAGAUGGAGACCUGGGCACUGACCUGGAUGCCAUCAACCCUUCUCUCACCGACUUUGACUUCCAGGGAAACCUCUGGGAACAGCUGAAGGAUGACAGCUUGGCCCUCGACCCCUUGGUACUGGUGACCUCAUCCCCGACAUCAUCUUCGAUGCCCCCACCCCCACCCCACUGCUUCCCCCCUGGGCCCUGUCUGGCAGAGACAGGCAGUGGAGCAGGUGACUUGGCACCACCAGGCAAUGGGGGUUCCGGGGCACUGGGUGACCUGCACCUCACCACCCUCUACUCAGCCUUCAUGGAGCUGGAGCCCUCGCCUCCCACGGCCUCUGCUGGUCCCUCAGUGUACCUCAGCCCCAGCUCCAAGCCCAUGGCCCUAGCAUGAGCCAUGUGCCUCAGCCACUCCAGCCUUUGCCUGGCCUGGAAGUCCCAGCUGGCCGCCCAUGUCGGGCUCACCUUAAAGGUCAAGGAAGGAAAACACUCCCUGUCCCCUAUGACACUAAGCCGACUUGUUGGCUGACAGCUGGGGGUCAAGAAGACAUCAUCCAGGGUGCUGCCCCUCAUGCAUUUCUGCCGCCUGGCGGGCCACCUCCUCCUCAGGUCCCCUGAAGAGCAAGUAUCUGGGCAAGAAGAAAAUGCACUCUCCUGAGCUCACACUCAUCCACACUUAAGCUGUCAUGCACAUGUGCACACACAUGUGCAUGUGCAUGCACACACACACACACACAUGCAGUUAUUCACACCUGCACCCACCCACAUUCCUUAUACGCAGAGGAAUCAGGACUAUAUCACUGACAGCCUGACUUCAUUCUGGGGCAGCUGAAAGCUGAGGGUUUUGGUUACCAAAUGCUCAGGACCCUGGAACCUUUUUCUGACGUCCAUGUUCUCUGCAGGCCUGGCCCCCUCCAGGCAUGUUCUCUCCCAGAAGCCCCUGUAUUUAUUCUCCCAUCUUUAUCCGAGCAACCCACCCAGGAGGAGGGGAUAUGGAGCCUCUCCCUAAGUUGUCUGUGGGUCCCCAGGCUGCUACUUAGUAGCACCCAUUCUGCCAGGCUCAUGCUCAUGCUCAUCCUCAGGACAUGCUCUGCCUGGCCUCCCCAGGGGUGACACACAGGAGGGGCAACAACCACCCCAGGACCAAACUGAGCCUAAUUCCAACACAAAGUGUUUGGAAAAGCCCUUUCCCUUGGAAACUUGAAAGCGUCCUCUCUCCCAGCCUUGGGUGCAGGAAGGGCCCCUCCAGGUCGCUGUAAUCUCACUCCUCUAUCAGAAGUUCAUGUAGUUUAGGUUCCAGCUUAUUAAUAACUUUCAACUGUCCCAGGCAGCCUGGGCAUUCAGGGAAGGGAAGCCCGGCACAGGCUGGAGGAGCAUCCAUGCCCCACUCUGUUCUACUGGCCAACCCAGGAUGCCUCUGGAGCUCGGGGAUGUGGCCCAGCUGUCCACCGUGCCCUACCCAAGAGCCCAAGCUGCACUCUGAGGUGGCAGCCUUAGCCUACUCUGGGCCUGGGGCUUCAAGAACCUCUGGAAGUUGGCUCCAGGCUCAGGGGCAAGCCAAUCCCUCGAUGGCCUGCCAUCGUCCCCUGUCCUGGAACAAUAAAGCAAGCGC
Molecule: messenger RNA, 3209 nt
Organism: Manis javanica (Malayan pangolin)
Lineage: Eukaryota; Metazoa; Chordata; Mammalia; Pholidota; Manidae
Gene: FOXN1
Product: forkhead box N1
Biological process (GO): regulation of transcription by RNA polymerase II
Molecular function (GO): transcription cis-regulatory region binding; DNA-binding transcription factor activity, RNA polymerase II-specific
Source: RefSeq, a predicted model, not a curated record